UCCCUCAGCCUCCACCGCGCCUACCUGAGGAGCCCGCUGGGCCUGCUGCGCCUGGGGCAGCUGGCGCUGGGCGCUGCCUUCUGGGUGACGGUGGCGGCUCACAAGUACGAGGGGGCGGCCCACUUUGCCCUCUUUGCCGCCGUCCUGGUCUGGCUCCUCACCCUGGCCCUCUUCGGGCUGAGCCUGCUGGGGCGCUGGGCGCUGGUGCCCUGGCUGGGCUCCCGCUGGCUCCUCACCAACCUGGUGCAUGACCUGGCGCUGGGUGUGGGGCUCUACGCGGCCGCCACCGGCAUCAUGGGCUACAAGGCUGGGCGGAAAAGCUAUUGCAACCUGCCGGGCUACAGCCAGCACUGCCUCUAUGGCGCCUACCUGAGCGCUUCCAUCUGCGGAGGCAUUGCUGCCUGCCUGUACCUCUUCUCUGGGCUCUACUGCUUGUCACGGCGCUGCCGGGACCAGCGCGACAUCAUCUGAGACCCUGCGGCACUUGGCUCCCCUUCUCCUCGCCCGCAGAUGGACCACAGCCCCGCUUCGGGCCGAAGUGACCCUGCCACCCCAUCCCCUCCCGGCUGACUGCACCAUGCUUCCUCCAGAGACUUCUGCGCAGACGGAUGGACAGACGGGGGCCUUCCCCAAGCACGGCUUCCCUUGCAUCCCGCCGAGACAGCGUGGACAUCCAGCCACUGCACAGGCCCCUCUCCUACUCCCGGACAGAUGUAGGCUAUUGCAAGUGGAAGGACCCAAGCAGAGAGCCCCUAAGAGGGACCCCAAUGUCUGGGAGCCCCCCAGGGCAACUGCCCAACUCCCCUGCCCCCGGCCUUGCAGAUGCUGCGUGCUCAGGUGGGUGCCAACCUGUCUCGGGUGGAGGGGGACUGGCCUGAGGGAGCUGAGCAGGGAGCAGUGGCACAUAGUGGGGUGGGGUGGGCAUAAAGCCCCCCCAGCCCGCUGGCAGCCCCCUUCUGCCGUUCCCAACUGUGUGGCACCUCCGCAAUUCCCUAACGGAGGCUCUGAUCUCGGCUUCCCCAGGCCGGGCCCCUCCUCUGUCUGGCCUGAAUGCAUCCGACGUCCUGCCGGAGCCCUGCGGGGCUCAGCCCCUCCCUGCUCUGUGCUCUGGCGGGUGGAGACACCCAGGUCCUGCACAGCCUGACCCGGCCUCACGCAGGGCCCCCGGACAUGCUGUCCUGUUUGGGGCUGAGCCUGUGCAGUGCAGCAAAGCCUCAUCGCUGCAGGGCGAGGGAAAGGGUGAGCGGAGCCAUAGACUGGUCCUGUGACCCUGGGCAGGGGAUAAAUUCCUCCAGCCUUGGAGUUCGUACUGCCCCAGGAUGGGACCUGAGGUUGAAGGGAGUGGGGCACGGGGUGGUUGUCUCCCCCUGCUCUCUGGCAGCGAGAUUCGAGGCUCUGAGCCACCCAGAGCAACAGACCCUGCCCCAGGGCCUGACUGCUCUGACGAGGACAGGCACAGCCUCACCAGCGGCAUUGAAGACUGGCCCGCAGUCCUGCCUAGCUCUGCGGUCCCUGGUUUAUCGUCCCAGAAAACUCACCUUGGGACUCUCUGGCUCCAUCUCGGGGCUCUGCGCUGCCCGGAGACCAUGGCGAAGCAGAGGGGAAGGGUGAGUGUGGCAGCAGGGCGGUGCUGGGCUGCUGCUGGUGCUGUGGCUGUGGAGGAGCUGGGGCCAGGUGUUGCGGGGACACAGCCUGUCUUGGGGGACAGGAGAAGAGGAUGCUGUCAGUGGCACCAGCCCAGCCCUGGAUUGGCCUCCACAGCCCGCCGGGUGCCAAGCCCUGAGGAGGCCGUGUAGAACCAACUGGAGCAACAAGCAGCCAGGGACUGGGAAUUUUUGGAGGAGCACCGCACCAGAGCUGCCCUGCCACAAGCCCUGCUCACCCUGACUGGAGGAAGGUUCUCCCUGUCGCUCCCUGUGUGAGGGAGGGUCUGCUUCAGUCUCUGUGUGGGCUCGGCUCGGUGGGAUGGGUGUCCCCAGCAGCUGGCCAUGGGCUCUGGCUGUUGCCUGGUGUUCCCUGGUGCCUUUUUUGGGGUGGAGAGCAGCAGCUGUGAUCCCCCUGGGGCUUGGAGGGGUCCGGGGUUGGUGCUGGGUCACUGCUUCCAUCAUGAGUUGCUGUCCCAGCCAAUCCCCACUGGUGCUCAGGGGCCCUGCCAGUCCCUGGGUCAUCUACCCCUUCCCUGGGCAGGAUGUGCUGUCCCUGCCCUGUGUCAGGGCUGGUCCCCGACACUACCUGCCCCCACCUGCUCUGGUGCAGCCCCUGGCCCAGGCUGCCCAAGACGCCCAGUGGGGCUUCUGCCACCACAAGUGCCUUUCCCCGGCUUUCUGCAGCCCUGCCUGUCAUGCCGGCUCUGUCACCCUCCAGCCCCCUCUCUGGUGCCUAUGGAUUCACAUUCCAAAUAAAGCAACAUUGGCGCUCA
Molecule: messenger RNA, 2419 nt
Organism: Athene cunicularia (burrowing owl)
Lineage: Eukaryota; Metazoa; Chordata; Aves; Strigiformes; Strigidae
Gene: MARVELD1
Product: MARVEL domain containing 1
Exons: 1
Cellular component (GO): membrane
Source: RefSeq, a predicted model, not a curated record